Molecule: messenger RNA, 2263 nt
Organism: Vicugna pacos (alpaca)
Lineage: Eukaryota; Metazoa; Chordata; Mammalia; Artiodactyla; Camelidae
Product: putative dimethylaniline monooxygenase [N-oxide-forming] 6
Molecular function (GO): N,N-dimethylaniline monooxygenase activity; flavin adenine dinucleotide binding; NADP binding
Source: RefSeq, a predicted model, not a curated record
UACUGUAGUAAAAGUAGUAAAAAUAAUGAGCAUCAACUCUUAAUGUGCAUCUGUGUCUUCUUGUGUUAAGGUGAGGAUCCCAAUGUUUAAACCUCAGCUGAUUAUUUCUACUGAACAAUUUCAGGCAUUCAGGGACACUCUUCUGAAGAAGUCUGUCCAGAUCCUCCUACGGGCGACCAUGGUGAAGAGAGUGGCCAUCAUUGGAGCUGGCGUCAGUGGCUUGGCCUCCAUACGUUGUUGUCUGGAAGAGGGGCUGGAGCCUACCUGCUUUGAAAGGAGCAAUGAUGUUGGAGGACUGUGGCAAUUCUCAGACCACACAGAAGAAGGCAGAGCCAGCAUUUACCAGUCUGUAUUCACCAACUCUUCCAAAGAGAUGAUGUGCUUUCCAGACUUCCCGUACCCUGAUGACUACCCCAGCUACAUGCACCAGAGUAAGCUCCAGGAAUACAUAAAGACAUUCGCUCUAAAGAAGAAUUUGUUAAGAUACAUACAGUUUGAGACCCUGGUUUCCAGUAUAAAGAAAUGCCCCAGCUUCUUAGUCACUGGUCAAUGGGAAAUUGUUUCUGAAAAGGAUGGGAAGCAGGAGUCUGCCAUUUUUGAUGCUGUAAUGAUUUGUUCCGGACAUCACGUGUACCCCAACCUACCAACAGAUUCCUUUCCUGGCCUAGACCAGUUUCAAGGCCGCUACCUCCACAGCCGGGACUACAAGGGCCCAGGCGGGUUCCAGGGGAAGAGGGUCCUCGUGAUCGGCCUGGGGAACUCAGGAUGUGACAUUGCUGUUGAGCUCAGUCGUCUGGCUGCACAGGUCAUUAUCAGCACCAGAAGUGGUUCCUGGGUCAUGAGUCGGGUUUGGGAUGAUGGCUAUCCUUGGGACAUGGUGUAUGUUACCCGCUUUGCAUCCUUUCUCCGGAAUGCCCUUCCUUCAUUUGUCUCUGACUGGUUAUACGUCAAGAAGAUGAACACAUGGUUUAAGCAUGAGAACUACGGCCUGAUGCCUUUAAAUGGCACCCUGAGGAAAGAGCCUGUGUUCAAUGAUGAGCUCCCAUCCCGCAUCCUCUGUGGUACCGUGUCCAUCAAGCCCAGCGUGAAGGAGUUCACAGAGACUUCGGCCAUUUUUGAGAAUGGGACUAUGUUUGAGGCCAUUGACUUUGUCAUCUUUGCAACAGGCUAUGGCUAUGCCUACCCCUUCCUUGAUGACUCCAUCAUCAAAAGCAGAAACAAUGAGGUCACCUUGUAUAAAGGCAUCUUCCCCCCGCUGAUGGAGAAGCCAACCUUGGCAGUGAUUGGCCUUGUCCAGUCCCUGGGGGCUGCCAUCCCCACAGCUGACCUGCAGGCCCGCUGGGCAGUUAAAGUGUUUUCAAACUCAUGUACCCUACCAACUACAAAUGAAAUGAUGGAUGACAUUGAUGAGAAAAUGGGGAAGAAACUCAAGUGGUUCGGCCAGAGCCAGACUUUGCAGACAGAUUACAUUACAUACAUGGAUGAGCUAGGCUCCUUCAUAGGGGCCAAGCCUAACAUACCGCGGCUCUUCCUGACUGAUCCCCAGCUGGCCCUGGAAGUGUACUUUGGUCCUUGUAGCCCAUACCAGUUUCGACUGAUGGGACCAGGGAAGUGGGAUGGGGCCAGAAAUGCCAUCCUGACCCAGUGGGACAGGACAGUAAAGCCAACCAGGACAAGAGCUGUUGGUGAAGCUAAGAGACCACAGCCCUUCUACAAUUUGCUAAAAAUGCUUUUAUUGCCAGUGCUUGUUCUGACUGUUUUGCUUACAUUUUAUUAAUUAGGAAGUUCUUUGGGUCUCACAGUUCAGCCUAGAAGUUCAAUUGCAAAUGUGUGAGUGUGUGUGUGUGUGUGUGUAUAAUCUCAUAGCUGCUCUUUCCCUUCCUGCAGAUGUAAAAAUGAAUCCUGGCCCAUUUGGAUCAAAGCCUAAAUAAAAUGGAAAAUACUCAGUCUCUCCUUUUCUGAUAAGAAUCUGUACUCUAAAAGGAUUUUCAUGUACUGAAUUGGCAAAAUUGGAGAUGCUCAAGAGGGUAAAUGAGAGUGAGCACAGAUUUGCAGGCUGAACAAAGUUUAAUAAACUUUUUAAAGUGUGUUUUGUCAUGGGGAGAAGUGAAAUCACGAUAUUGAGUCUUCCAAACCAUAACCCAUAUAUCUCUCCAUUUAUUUAGAUCUUCAAUUUCUCUCAUCAGUGUUAUAAAGUAUUUAGUAUACAGGUCUUACCCAUCUUAUCUCAGAUUUAUCCUAAGUAGCAUACGUUUUUUAAUGU